AUGGGGAGCCCAGAGAUAAUACAACGAUAUUUCGGCAACGAGUCCAAAACCACCCUCGACCCCAACGCAAGUGUUCAGAGUGUUGACGAUGUGAAACAUCCUGCACAAGAGAGUACGCUUCAACUCUUCGAAAAUGAAGAGCCAACAGACGCGCAACAGUGGCAGCCCGGCGUUCGUGACUGGCUUGUCUUUAUUUGCAUCGUCAUCCUAGCGAUGAUGGAUGCGUUCGAUGCCACCGUGUUGAUCCCGAUGCUACCGGACCUAGCAAACACAUUCGAUGAACCAUUUGUCAGCGUCCUCUGGAUAAACACAGCUUAUCUUGUCCUCAAUGCUGCCAGUCAACUUUAUUUCACAAUGAUGAGCGACGUUUUCAGCCAUGGCGCGGUGUGGACUAUCGCCGUCCUACCACAACCAUCGGGAAUUGGCGGGGGCGGUGCCAUGAGCCUUUGCUUCGUGGUGAUGACCGAGUCAACCCCCGAGCACAUACAGUCACGAUAUUCGUGCUACAUUCUCCUCACGAGAAUCAUUGGUAUCAUGGUCGGUCCAGUCGUCGGAGGUCUCUUCAUUGAUUACGCACAUUGGACAUGGGCUUUCUACUUCAACUUUAUAUUCUGCGCGCUCGGCAUGCUUGUGAUACCGUUUGCAGUUGACUUGCGCGUGUCGAAAAGUAUUCCGCUUCGCAAAUUGCGUAUUCUGGAUUGGUCUGGGGCUACAAUGGCCUUUAUGGGGCUGGGAGGUAUUCUCGUCGGUCUCAGCUGGGGAGGUAUCUCUUACCGUUGGAACGAAUGGCAGACCUUGGUGCCCAUUGCUGUUGGGGUGGCGGUUCUUAUCGCUCUACUAUUCUACGAGUCGACUUGGGCCCUGCAUCCACAAUUUGGAUCUCGGGUAUUAGGAAACCCGGGGAUUGCUAUGACAUAUGCGGGGUGCUUCUGUCACGGCUUCGUGAUUUUCUGCCAGCUUCAGUUCUUCACCGUGUUCUUCAUUUCAACCAAGUACCUGUCAACAUCUCUUUCCGGUAUAGCCUUGCUCGCCAUCAGUGGUCUCUCUAUCGCGCCCGCCGCGGUUGUGGGAGUUGUUCUGGCAAGGGAGUCCCAGUGUGCCAAGUGGAUAAUUUCCGGGGUUGGGUUCUUACAAUUCUUGCUUCCGGAUGCUCAAUUCUGUCACGGCCUGCUUCUCUCAAGCUACAAUAUCCAGAUACAGAGCAUUCCAAAGGAGGAGGGAACCGCGCUAUCUACAAUGCCGAUCAUCAUUUCAAACUACAUGCGAACUUGGGGCAUGGCAGUGGCGAUCCCUGUUGGAGGAGUUGUGUUCUUGAGCCUAUUCGGUCGUGAACUUCAUCUGGCGGGCUUAGAUCGCGAGCUGAUUAACACGGCUAAGGGUUAUAUCAUCUUGAUGGACCAAGUUAAGAUGCCUGAUGAAUACCGCGAAGCUAUCAAGGAUGCUGCGGCGUUGGCUUUGCAGGGGACCUGGGAAGUUGCAACAGGUGUUGCUGCAGUUGGUGGUAUAUCGUCUGUCGUUUUAUGGAGGCGGCGCUGCUCUGCUUGA
Penicillium cosmopolitanum is the source of this 1545-nucleotide messenger RNA. Its product is annotated as MFS transporter. Gene Ontology annotation, biological process: transmembrane transport. The transcript has 5 exons. NCBI's taxonomy places the organism in Eukaryota, Fungi, Ascomycota, Eurotiomycetes, Eurotiales, Aspergillaceae. The record is from RefSeq and is a predicted model, not a curated record. Bases 1 to 1545 code for a protein of 514 amino acids. Gene Ontology annotation, molecular function: transmembrane transporter activity.